CCAUUUAUGCAGUCAACAUUUAGUAGAUGAGCGGGUUAUAGUUAUAAUAGUAAAACCACAUUCAAACACAAGAUUUCCCUCGCCUUCUUCCCUGCUCCACCACAACCGACUCUUCCCUGACCCACUCGCCUCCCCAGCUCCGGCCAAAACCCUGAAAACCCCCCGCCCCUGCGACCCCAAAUCACUACAAGAAUCAAACUUCAAAAGAAUAAGGGAUAUUUAGCUAAUAAAUCGAUGAGCUAUAUAUAGGCAGAUAAUAUCAGACAACAGGGCAGGCAGCGAAGUUAUUUAGAACCAGAAUCCGAUGACAAAGCGAGAAAAGAGUUCUGCAACUGAAGGAGACUUUUUGGGAUUUUCUCAUUUUCAAAAUUCAAACCACUCUCGUUCGUAAGCGCGAUUUCGAAGGCCAUAAGAAAAAAAUAAAAAUGAUACCAAAGAGGGCCGAAACCCCAUAUUCUAUGUUCUCAAAGUCAUGCUCUGGAACUUCUGCAAACCCUAUUGUUGGGCUUGCUCAGUUGGUGCUCGUGAAUUGCUGAAAAAGACGAUGAGGGGCAUUGGGGUGAAAAGCAGAAUCCUCCUACUGAUUGACUUAAGCGAAAACAUUACUUCAUUGUGUGAUAUUUAAAGAGGAAGAGUGGAUGUAUUAUAUUUCCAGAUUAAAAGUCUCUUGGAGGAAACCCUUAGCUUCAUAUGCCAGGGUGCCUUUGUUUAUGCUUUCAUCCCAUUGUGUUCUUCGGGCCAGCGGAAGUAGGUCAGAAACAGUCAAUGACCUUUCAUAUAAAAUCUCUAGUUUGAUUGGCCAAUCAAAUUGGGAAGAUAACAAGUUCUUGAAGUCAUUGGUUUCUCAUUUAAGCCCUGAUGUAGCUUCCAAGGUUAUAGAGCUUCAGGGGGCUAACGUUGAACGCGCAGUUCAGUUUUUCAAGUGGGUCUGCAAGCAAUCCACUUAUUGCUAUGAUUUGGAGAACAGGAUCAGCUUAUUGAAAUCAUUAGUUUCAGCUAAUCUGUUUUCUAUUGCACAAAAGGCGAUAAUGACAACACUUAAUGGUUGUGGUAUUGGAGAAGAGGAGAUUGUUAAGCUAAUAUGUGCAUUUGAUGAUAUGCGUAAGAUGGGGUUUCGGCUAAGCUAUCCUUGUUAUAGCACACUCUUGAUGACCUUAGCUAAGUUGAAUAUGGGUGUCCCGGCAUUUUCUAUUUAUUCAAGAAUGUUGGUUGAUGGGUUUGUUCCUGAUUUUAUUGUUUACAAGACCAUGAUCAAUGCCCUUUGCAAGAGUGGGUUUGUACAAGCAGCUGAAAUGUUCUUCUCUAGGGUUUUGAGGCUUGGAUUUGAUCUUGAUACUCAUGUUUACACUUCCUUGGUGUUGGGAAAUUGUAGGAAAAAUGAUCUUCCUGAGGCAUUUCGGGUAUUUGAGCUGAUGUCUAAGGACGAAGGUUGUAGUGCCAAUUCUGUUACUUACUCAAUACUGAUAUAUGGUCUGUGUGAAGUAGGUAAGAUUCGAGAAGCUUUUCAAUUGCAGCAAGAAAUGAUGAUAAAAGGCUUGACACCAACUACUCAUACUUACACCAUCCUUAUCAAGGCAAUGUGUGAUAAUGGGUCAAUUUAUAAGGCUUUAAGUUUGUUUGAUGAGAUGAGUGGAAGAGGAUGUAAGCCAAACUUUCACACUUAUACCAUAUUAAUUGAUAUAUUAUGCAGAGAUGGGAAACUUGAUGGAGCCAGAGAGAUGUUUAAAAGGAUGCUAGAAGAUGGUGUAUUUCCUAGUGCAAUAACCUUCAACGCACUGAUCAAUGGCUAUUGCAAAGAAGGGCAGGUUGUGCCUGCCUUUGAACUUCUUAAUAUGAUGGAGAAAAGGAAUUGCAAGCCUAACAUCCGAACUUAUAAUGAGCUCAUUGAGGGGUUGUGCAGAAUUCAUAUGUCCCACAAAGCAUUGUUGCUAUUAACAAUGGUAAUUGAUAAUGGGUUGAUGCCCAAUACAAUAACCUACAACAUUCUUGUUGAUGGAUUCUGUAGGGAAGGUCAUCUUGAUAUGGCUUUUAAUAUAUUUAAUUUGAUGAACUCAGUUGGCCUUGGACCUGAUAGUUUUACUUUCACUGCUCUCAUUUAUGAGUUCUGCAAGCAAGGAAAGUUGGAGCUAGCAAAUGGGCUUUUAUGUAUAAUGUCAAAGAGGGGAAUAUAUCCGGAUGAAGUGACAUAUACUGUCCUAAUUGACAGGUAUUGCAAGAUUGGUAAAAUUGCGACUGCAUUUAUGAUUCUUAAAGAAAUGGUCAAGAACAGAUGUGCACCAACUUUUCACACAUUUAAUUCAUUUCUUGAUGCUCUCAGCAAAGAAAACAUGCUACUUGAAGAACAUGCAGUGUUUGGGAAGAUGCUUAAGUAUGGUUUAGUUCCUUCAGUAGUCACUUACACCAUUUUGAUUAAUGGGCAUUGUCAUGCAGGUGAUAUUACCUCUUCUUUCAAAGUGUUGGAGCUUAUGAAGCUGGUUGGAUGUCAUCCAAAUGUCUAUACUUAUACCGUUUUGAUUGAUGGUCUUUGCAGAAACGGAAGAGUGGAUGAAGCAGAGAUGUUUCUGUUUGGUAUGGCUAGUUCUGGAGUGUUUCCAAAUCGUGUGACAUACACUGUAUUACUGAAAGCACAUCUUAAGGCUGGAAGAUUGGACCGUGCAUUUGACAUUCUAAGUGUCAUGAUCAAAGAUGGCUGGCAGCCCAAUUAUAAUACCUAUUAUGCACUAUUGAAGAGCCUGCAUUCGUCUGUCAAGGGUGUUGAGGUAAAUGGAGCAAGUCCUAACCCUGUUUUUGAUACUGGGUCAUUAGCUUUGGAAGAGAAUUAUGAUGACCGGUUCUCCAAUCAUGUCUUCAGGGAAAUUGACAUAGAAGAUGCUUUUAAACUUAGAGAUAAACUUGAGAAAUGUGGUGGGCUUACUGCAGAUAUGUAUAAUAUUGUUAUUAUAGGCUUUUGGAAGGAAGGAAGAAUUGCUGAAGCCGAUCGUCUUACCCAAGAUAUGUUGAAGCAGGGUCUUUUUCCUGACAAAUCUGUUUGUUCAUCUCUUAUUGAACACCACUGUAGGGAGUGCAAAUUUGAUUAUUGCCUUGAAAUAUUAAAUCAAAUUCUUGGCAGUGGUUGUACUCUAUCGUUGUCAUCUUGCAAUCCUUUGAUUGAGGGACUUUGUAACCAAGGGAAGGUCCAAGAGGCACAAAAACUGAUUUCGGACAUCUUGAAACAUAACGUUGACAGUGGCAUCGCAUUUUCACCAAGUAUAGAAUUCCUAUUGAAGAGAGAUGAGCCUAAUGGAUGUUUUGAACUAUUAAAACAAAUUGAGCAACUGCAUCAAAAUGAGAGGCCAAAAGUUUAGUGCGUACUCUAUUGUCUAUCCACAGCAGUCUUUGGGGUUUACAGGAUGCAAUGAAUAGCAUGGAUUUUAAAGCUUGAAUGGUGUGCUGCAUUAACUUUUAUUUAGUACUUUGUCCUUCUGAAUUUAUGUGAAGGUAUAGAAUACACUGAAAGCGACCUUACUGAAGCAUAUCCUCUUUCAUACCAUAAAUGACCUGUCUGAUGAUUAAUUCCAUUCUGUUUGUAGAUGUCUACUUGUGUGGAUAAUAUCCCAAUGUAAUAAUAAUGUCUAGUUUGAAAGCGAAAAACUUGCAGAUUGGAAAGAAAAGUGGAGUCAAUAUAACUUUAGGUGUUUGUUCCUUCUCAGUGAUGGCACUGAAAGCGACCACACUGAGCCUUAUUCUCUUUCAUACCACGUCCUGUCAUGAUUAAUUCCAUUCUGAUCGUAGAUGACUGCUUGGGUGGAGAAUAUCCCAAUGUAAUAAUAGUGAGUAGUAUCUUAACCUUCUAGUUUGAAACUAGUGAAGAACUUGCUGACUGGAAGCUUAAAAAUGGAGUCAAUAUAACUUUUGUUUGUUCCUUCUCAGAGAUGGUCCAGUGUGUAAACUAUGUUGAUUAAUGAAUUGUUAGACCACAGCAGUGGUGUGUGGGAAAGUAGAUUGCUAUGGUUCAUGGAUUUAAUGCCUAUUACAAAUAUAUUCUUGUGCACUAAAAAAUAAAUAACUAACUGGUUUGUUCUAUGGAUAUUUGAUGCAGUAGCUUAAACAAUUUAUUUUGGUUGAAGCAGUAGCCUAAACAAUUGAGUGGUGUUAGAGUCGCUCAACGAUAGGAAUCAGUAGGAGUAUUGAGUCAAGUUUCAAGUCUAUUUUAGUGUCAGUAUUAGAAUCCCAUUAGGAGCUCCCCUCCCCGCCCUCCUCCCCGGGUGCCUCUUUUCUAUAUAGGAAUGUAAUACCAUCAUGGAGAAUGGAUUGAAUGGAUUGAAGUGAAUUUUUUUGGCUGCUUCCCGAACUUUCUGGUGUUCUUCUUUCUUGUGUCCUUUUUACUCAAAAUGGGUCUGAGAUAUUGUUCAUAGGUUUGAAUUCCUUUCCCAUCUCCUGAUGCUGUUCUUCUGUGCUUUUUCUUUUUUUGGAUGAAUAUCUGUGCUUUCUUAUUCCUUUGUGUUCCUUAAGCUUCUCAUUCCUUUCUUAGUGUUAUUUUUUAUUUUAUUUUUUUCGGCAACUGUUUACCAAACUGAAUUGAGAAAGAAGUGAUCAAUCCCACUCACGAUAAAUACUUUUGGUCUGAAUCUUUGGGAGAAAAAUACUCUGCCGUAGUUAAUCUGAUUCAUGCUGUAAGUUAUUAGCCUGAGAUCAAGCCUGAUUUCUCUUCUACGCCUGGGUUGGUUUCAGGUAAAAUUUAUUACUUUCCUGGUUGGUUAUUUGGACUGUUUCUGAUUGCGUUCAGAAGGGCUAGCAGUUGUGAUCUAGCACCUGGAAUUUCAGGUCAAUCAAAUGUUUGUAUGAGAGAGCCCUCUCAUUCAAAAUAGGUCCUACUUUACCGCUAGUUGCUGUUACGAUCCUAAGGUUGAAGAAGGACUUCUCCCAUUUACAACUAAGGACAGUUCCCUCCUAAUUACACAACAGCCCUUGACCUUAACUUUUGUUUUAUUUUGUCCCCUAAUUCACUUUGGAAUACCAGAUUUGUCCUUUAAUUUGAUUACUGCUACAUCCUUGAUUCUGCUUCUUGCUCAAAGGGGUUCCUGGAUAAAAUUAGGAAAUUCCCAUUGUUCCUUAGCAUUAUCACUUGUGGGUCCAUAGCGAUGCAAAUUUAAGGGUUUUGGAACCUGGGAUUGUAUCAAUAUCCUUAGAGUAAAGAGUGCUUGUAAGUUUAUCAUGUUUAAUUGUCAGAUAUUAUGGCUGGUAGACUGUCAGUUGUUCUCAAUCAACUCUCAGAAUGGAUUCAAGGAUUGCCAUUGGAUUAUUGGAUUCUAUGAGUCAUGUUUGUACUCAGUUGUCAAAGGAGUUGGAUACUUAAGUGUCAAAUGCACUUUUCACACAAAACACAGAUAUUAUUUUUCAAACUGGAAAAGAAAUGCAGAUAAUAUUUAUCAAGUAUCUUUUUUACAUCAGUUACCUUUUGUCAUGCUACUUCUCAUACUUACUGUGUAGUUUUUGUGCAUACAAGCACUAAAGACUCAAUCUAAUUUUGUUUUCCUAUGUAAACUGAAGCUUUUGAAAUACAUUUGUUGAUAUAUUUGAUCAACUUCUGGACCAGCAUAAAUGGCAUUUUGUCCAAGUUGUGUGCAAUAACACGUUUUAUGUGUAUGUCUCUUCAAAUUUUAUGUUUAUGUCUCUUCAGUUCUUUAACCUGAAAGCAAGUUUGUGAGAAAGUUUUGAUCAUGUAAAAC
Molecule: messenger RNA, 5708 nt
Organism: Macadamia integrifolia
Lineage: Eukaryota; Viridiplantae; Streptophyta; Magnoliopsida; Proteales; Proteaceae
Product: pentatricopeptide repeat-containing protein At3g07290, mitochondrial
Exons: 3
Coding region: 639-3344 (901 amino acids)
Molecular function (GO): protein binding
Source: RefSeq, a predicted model, not a curated record